UCUCUCUCUCUGUUGUUGUCUAUAAAAUGCCAACACAAGAUAGAGAGCGAGCGUGUGGUGUGGGGAGGCAAAUGAGAUAAUAGAGAAACCAAUCUGAUCUCGAUCGGUUAUUAAUUAGUCUUGUGAUGAUGCAGUCUGAUAAUCAUCAGCAGGAGUCGUUUGUGUGUGUUGAUCAGGUAAAGCUGUUUGGGUCAUGGGCGAGUUCAUACACUCACCGAGCGCAACUGGCUUUGAAGCUCAAAGGUGUGGAGUUCGAGUACGUGGAAGAGGAGCUUACUAACAAGAGCCCUCAACUCUUGCUCUACAACCCCGUCUACAAGAAGGUUCCCGUUCUCCUCCAUGGCGACAAGGCCGUGGCCGAGUCUGUCAUCAUUCUCCAGUACAUAGACGAAACCUGGUCGGAAAACCCCAUAUUGCCCGACAAUCCCUACGAGAGAAGCCUCGUCCGAUUCUGGUCUCAUUUUGCCGACGACCAGCUGGGUCCUUCAGUGGGGCUGGUAUUCCGGUCGACGGGAGAGCAACAAAAGGCGGCAGUGGAGCAAGUGAACGACAAUCUGAAGCUGCUGGAGAAGGAGAUGGAAGAAGGGUACUUCAAGGGGAGGAGGUUCUUUGGAGGUGAUAAGAUUGGGAUGCUGGAUAUCGUGUUGGGCUGCGGAUCCUAUUGGCUGUGGGUGUUGGAAGAGGUCGCCGGAGUGAAGCUUGUGGAGUCGGGGAGGUUCCCCAGGUUCCAUUCCUGGCUGCGGGAUUUCGAAGAGCAGCCGGAGGUUAAGGAAACUAUUCCUCCCACUGAUAAGUUGCUGGAUUAUGCUAAAAGCAUUCACCUCGUUAUUCUACUCAAUGGUGAUCAAGCUCAAGCUCAAGCUCAAGCAGAGAAUCCUUAAGUUGCAGUAUUAAUAUAUAUAUAUAUAUAUAUAUAUAUUUUGAAGUAGAACUAUUAAUCCCUCUUUCUCUCUCGUCUGUGAUGUUUCUGUGUAGGAAUUAUUAGGAAAAAGCUUGUGCUGUACUUGAUAUUAAUAUAUCAAAUUAUCAAGUAUUAAUUGUAAA
This is a messenger RNA of Nelumbo nucifera (sacred lotus), 1044 nucleotides long. RefSeq names its product glutathione S-transferase U7-like. Gene Ontology annotation, molecular function: glutathione transferase activity. The record is from RefSeq and is a predicted model, not a curated record. NCBI's taxonomy places the organism in Eukaryota, Viridiplantae, Streptophyta, Magnoliopsida, Proteales, Nelumbonaceae. Gene Ontology annotation, cellular component: cytoplasm. Gene Ontology annotation, biological process: glutathione metabolic process.